Cuscuta epithymum is the source of this 602-nucleotide messenger RNA. The record is from the annotation of a GenBank genome assembly. Lineage: Eukaryota; Viridiplantae; Streptophyta; Magnoliopsida; Solanales; Convolvulaceae.
GCGGAGGUUUUUCCUAACACUUUUAAACACUUACUAACACUCCAAAUUUUUCUAAAAAAUCUCCCAAACAAGUGUUAGAACCAACCCUCCUCAACACUUCCAUUACUAAUCCUUCCAACCGUUAAUCCAAACAACAUUUAAUCCAAACAUGCCAUUAGGCAAUUUCCCUGCGUUUUUGUCGUGGGAGUCCUAGAUAACCGUUUUCAUGUUUCCACAUCAAGAUGGAAAUGACAAGGCUUGAAGUCCCAAAUAUGCACGCAUGCGGAUUUCACAAAGCUCUUCGCGGUUCUCUACACAAUUUCCCCCUUUCUUGGUAUUGGGUCUAGCUCUCAACACAGUGCGUUUCAUUGCACAAUAUUCGACAAGGCAUAGCAUCAAGCCUACCAGAAGCAUGGCUUCGCCAGGGGGCAACAGCAAUGGUGGCGGAGCUGCAACAGAACAGAGAGUGAAGUAUCCCUCUUCAACAUCAAACCCUAAAGUCGAUAGAUUUCACGAGAUUGUUCACGCUGAUCCCACCGAUGGCUGGGAGAAGUGCUGGGAAGAGAGACUAACACCGUGGGAUUUGGGACAGCCUACUCCAGUUCUUGUUCAUCUCCACAGGG